This is a messenger RNA of Eriocheir sinensis (Chinese mitten crab), 4982 nucleotides long. Its product is annotated as CD209 antigen-like. The transcript has 4 exons. Lineage: Eukaryota; Metazoa; Arthropoda; Malacostraca; Decapoda; Varunidae. The record is from RefSeq and is a predicted model, not a curated record. The coding region runs from base 919 to 2586 and encodes 555 amino acids.
CCCCUGUCAGUUUGCCGACGAUCUCCGUUAUAUCUACUGCUCGCCUCACACGCACAAACACACACACGAGGCUCUCAUCACUACCCCCAACCGUGCUGUGAUUUAGUUUUCUUUAUCUGAUUUUGUUUUUGUAAGUGAAGGGAAAAACUAGCGUCGAGUCACAAAAGGAAGUGUUCAGUGUUUUCUUUAUUUUUCGACGAACUUCUUUUUAUGUGGUGUGUGCGUUACGAAGUGGAUGAUUUUGUGUUUCUUCGUGUGGUUCAGAAUGAAGGAAAGUCUCUAAGGAUAAAGGAAAAAGAAUACCCGAGAAUGCGACUAUGAGAGAAGCCGCUUUUCCAACCAUCUUCUGUGACACGAAAAGCCUUUAAUUCAACGUUCCUCAGUGACAAACGAAAAACUCUAUCCUUUUGAAGUGGCAAUAAACCCUUUCUGAUCCCUUUUCAAGUACAGAGACAGGUUGACAUAACAUAGCAAGGUUAACUAAGCUUCUUUAUAGUCUUAUCAAUGACAAAUCGAAGCAUGAAACCCUUACUAUAGUGAUAAAUAUGUUCUACCCCCUUUUAAAACUACUGAAGGUGGUUGUCACGAUGUUUCAAUUACAAGAGCAGGCUGACAAGGCAUAGUAAAGUUAACUAGGCCUUUUUUUUUUACCUUAUUAGUGGCAAAGCAAAACAUUAUACCCUUAUUGAAGUGACAUUAUUUUCUAUCCCUAUCAACUACUGAAGGUGGUUGACACGAUAUUAUAAGGACAAGGACAGGUUGACGAGGCAUAGCAAGGUAAACUAAGCCUCUAAAGCUGUAAUAGUGACAAGGCAAAACAUUUUACUCUUACCACAGUGAUAUGUUUUCUUAUUAAAUCUACUGAAGGUGGUUGACACGACAUCACAAGUAGAAGCAGACCUAGUGUUCCCUUUUACAAUGUUCCUGCCGAGGGCGUGUCUCGCUGUGGCGGCGCUGGCUUGCCUUCUCCCCGCCCCCGGCCUGCCCAUCAAACACCUGGUGUCGCCGCGAGCCAUCAUUGGGGCCAUGCAUGACCCCCCCAAGGACGUGGUGGUGAUAUUCGCCACAACCAACACCACCAGCACCACCACCACCACCACCAGUGAGCCAGACACCGCAAAGAGUGAUAUGGCAGACCAAACACCCAAAGAACAGGACACGGCACCCACCAGUGAAUCCGAUGAGAUGCAAGCAGCGGGCACAGUCAUGGUUGAGUCUGAGGUGAUGGAGCAGUCACGGCCACGAGAUAGUCUGUCCACGACCUUAUUGAUGGAUAUUCGAGAUGUUCUUAGGAAGACGAGCGGCACGAGGGAGGAUGAGGCCUUCAGGACGGCCGUGGAGCAGCGCCUCGAGGCCGUCACACUGAAGGUGCAGGAAUCCGUCGAUGCCAUGGCCAGCGACUUGGAGAGGAUGAGGGAGAACAUGGAGCAGAAGGUGAGUCUUAUGCUCGAGACGUUUUCGACCCUCAGACUGCUGGUGGAGGGUCAGGGCGAGCAGCUGAGUGAGGCGAGGGAGAGGCUGCAGGCUGUCGAAGGGGAGACCAAAGGAUUCCAGGAGCAUAUCGAGACAACACAGAAGUCCCUCUCAGCCUGCCAAGAUCUGACGACGCGAAGAGCUGAUACUGAGGACAUGGAAAACAGUCCUCGGAGUAAAAGAAACCCUGAGGCAGAAAACGGAGCCUCGGAUCUGAACGAGGCGGUUCGGAACACCACGACGAAGCUUGAGGACCUGACGCUUCGUGUCCAAAACAUCACCGAGGAGGUACACGAUGUCAAGGACGGACUACACGACAUCAAAACAAAAGUGGCCACCCUCUCAACGGCGUCCUCAAAAACCACAGCAUUAAAAGACAUCCCAACAACCACCCCGAGCUCAGCGUCCUGCCAGUGUUCCACGGAGGAGCUUCAAGACGCCGUGGACAAGCUGAAGGAGGCUCAGAAGAAGCAAGCAAGCGAGUUCGUGGAGGUGAAGAGACGGGUCGCGGUGGUGGAGAGCCUUCGGAGCGCUAUGACCACCUACAGCCAGAGGGUCGGGGAGGUGGAAAGCCCCCUGCAGGGCCUCAUGGACGUGAAAACAACCGUGGCAGCAGUGCAGGACGACCUCAAUAAGCUCAAGGAAGGGAUAGAGGGCGCGACGGUCACCAACGGGACUUUCUUCGCUAACACCACCCGGCGAGCCAAGACCAAGGGCAUGUGUGUGUGGCCGUACACGAGGGGAGGCGGCAGCUGUUACCUCGUGAACCUGGAGGACCGGCUGGGCUGGGAGGCGGCGAGGGAGCAUUGCCGGGGCCUGCAGGGGGACCUCGCAGCCCCCCGCAGCUUCCCUCGCUUCAAGGCCUUCAUUCAGAUGCAGCGGGUGAGCCGAGCGUACACCUACUGGAUGGGCGCCACCAACACAGAGCCCGAGGGGGAGUGGCGGUGGACGGAUGGGCGGGCGCUGGAGGACGACGUGUGGGGAGCCGAGCCACCCCCCUCCGGCCGCGCCCCCCGCUGCAUGGCCCUCAAGCCCGCCUACAGGUUCGGGGCAUCAGCUGACUCAUGUCGGGAGAGCAAGUUUUUCAUCUGUGAGCAGGAGCGUCUGUUGUGAGGCUGCGUGUGUGUUUGUGUGUUCCUGUAGAGGGCGAUGAAGGUGGUGGUGUUAUAAUGCUGGUUGUGUUGUGCCAUAUUAUUGCUCUCUCUCUCUCUCUCUCUCUCGUAAAAACGAUCAGUGUUUCCUUUCCUGUUGUUUAUUUAUAGUUUUCCUCAUGUUCGGAAGCACAUUAUGUUCUCGUGUAUUCUUGGAAGUCGGUUGUGCCUACGUGACACUGCUCAGCACUCAAUAUUCUUGGUAAUGUUUUAACACUGAAGGAAAGAAGAUGACUUGUAACGCACUUUAGGCACCGUUAUUUUAAGGGACUGACUGUGGCAUCCUUCUGAGGACUGAAGUUGAUGAUUAAUAAGACUUAUAUUCCUGUAGCCAGUAUUGUAGGUGUUGCCUUGAAUACACUUUAUGUACAAAUAAUCAUAUUUAUAGCCCAUUCUGCAUGAAUGCUUCAACAUGUUUGUGUUAUUUAUUGUUAUUGUUAUUAUAUAUUACAUUAUAAUUCAAUGUAGCUGUAGUUUUAAAAAGGUGUGAUUACUGAGGCUUGACUCAAUUCUAUUUAGGUAGUUGUGUCACACGAUAAAUUAUCCAAAUCGUGUAGUUUACGGUGAGAAUAAAUAUAUUUAUUAUAUAGUUUUCUGUAUAAUGUUGCCCAUCAUUUCAGCUGCUGGCAGACUCAUUAAUGGCAUGGAUUUUUCUGGGUAUUAUGAUUUGUACAAGCAAGCCACAUCUCAAAUUAUUUACAGAAUCUUGGACAAUUUUAUUUCAUCUACUUAGUUUCUGGUUUGUUUGUGUUCUUAGAAUUGAUUACAAGUAAGAAAUAACUCACUGCCUUGACACUGUAAACAAAAAAGCCUUGUGAGAAAGGGGUGGGCAGGCUGUCACAGGCAUGAGAUAUUUUGUUUUGAGGAAAGAAAACUGGCUUCAGCUGCCAUAACCACUGACCUCUUGAAAGUCUUGGACAUCUCACUCCAGAUUGAGUUAAUUUAUCAUUACUCCUUGCUCAUGUAUGCCUGUGGGUUAACUUUUGCUGGAAGGUGAUUGCCCAGAACAAACCUUUUCAGUGCAGACAUCCACAGAGUACGUAUUGCCUAUUCUCAUUUACUCCAUCAGCACCUCACUUCCUAACCACACCCCAUCUUCAUGUAUCCAACUCUUGCAUUCAAUUCCCCCCCCUAACAGAAAUCUUCUUUCAUUCCCAAAACUUUUCAAACACUGAUCUAAAUCAUCCCAAAGUCUUUUUAACUGCACUCAUGCCUUUCUUUCCCUUAUCAUUCAGUGGGCCAUGUUACUGUGUUGUUUGUUUUUGCCCUUGAGCUGCUUCCUUAGCUGUAACACACACACACACACACACACACGGUAAGGCAUAUACUUAAAGAACACAAACACAGUCUUUAUCACACAUUUCUUCAGGAAAAUGACAAAAAUACAACACUGAACAGUCAUCCAAUGUUUACCUUCGGAUGACCGAGAAAUGCACCAAAGUAAGGCUAGAUAAUGCCAAAACAAUCUCUAAAAACAAUGAGAAUAUCAUGAAUACUAAGCAUCAGGUGAGUAUACAUGUUUCAGCCUCCAACAAAGCAAUACUAAUUUGGAAGACCGAAUACCACGAUAAAUGAAGCCAGUAUAUAAGGGCUGAGUAAUACCCUUUGAUCACAACGCAUAUGAACAAGCUGUCAACAUAACGCAGUGAAAUGCAUAUGAGAGGUAGCAGAGAGAGAGCAUCAGCUAACCUGAGUCAUCCAGGCUUUCGCAAACUCCUUCGGCUUAACAGAAAGACAUCAGCACCUUUUUGAGUACUGCCCUGAUUAUGAUUAAGUAACCAGCUAACCAACCCUCAGUGCCAAUACUUAAAUGCCUGUAUAAGAGAAGCCAUGGUAAACUUAUCCGAAGGUAAAAAAAUAAUACAACUUGGAGACACAACUCACAAUGCUAUUAUGUUUAAAUUGUUCUUACUGCUCAGUUAAAAUGAGGCAUCACCAACAGCUAUGACUAAUACUUAAAUGCCUGUAUAUGAGAGGCCAUGGUAAACUUAUCCAAAGAGUAAAAAUAUACAACUUGGAGACACACCUCAUAACACUCUUAUGAUUAAGUUGUUCUUACGGCUCAACUAAAAGUGGCAUCACCAACAGCUGUGGCAUGUUGAGCUUAUAACCAUUCCUCUACAAUUAAUUCUCGGGUGCAUCAACAGAGGAAUACAUCACAGGUACAGCAGCGACAGCUCUUAUGGAAGUGGUUAUAAGUGGAUUAUUCUCCUUGCUCAACUAAAGACAUCACCAACAGCUGUGGUAUGUUAAGCUUACACAUCAUCAAAUAUAUCUCAGGUACAGUGGCCACUCCCAUACAGGAACACUAGGUAAAAACCAUAAUGCUAAAACAAUAAUCUCUAAAAACACUGAGAA